AUGCUACCAUUUUCCAGUGGCGUAAUGGCCAACGGCGGUGGAACGUGGCAUGUACCACCAGCAAUCAAGGCCGCCACAGCAUUCGAGAUCAUCUGGUCUAUUGUCCUUGUCGGCCUGUUGGUGGUUAUUUUCCGACGACUUUACUUUGCCCCGCCUGAUCGCGACACACAUGCUCCGUACAUUCUCCUCUCUGUCGUAACCGGCGCAUUGUCCAUCUCGUACCUCACCUCCGGGAUUUUGUUCAAGAUCUCCAACACUGGAAAUGGUAUACCAUUCCGUGUCAGGGUAGGUUUGACCGCGCUCAGUAUGAGCCUCUCGUACAUCGACCUUGUGUUCGAACCAGCAGUCUGCCUGUGGCUCAUCCACUUGCGGGGCAGAGUAACGACCACGAUCGAGGGCAAGUCAGCUAAGCCCUGGAUAUCCCACUAUUGGAAGCGUAUUGUUGACUGGUCGCUCGUGGCCACCAUCUUUAUCCUUUCCAUCUCAAAGACGGCAAUAAUAACCAAUGCAUGGAUGGGGUUUGAGACACACCGCAUAGACUAUAGCCAGUUCACGCACUACUUGCUGGUAGAUCGUCGCCUCAACCUUGCCGUCAUCGCAUUCAGCUUGCUCCUAUCAAUAGACAGUGCCAUUUCUUUGAUUGCUCUCAAAGUCACACAGAGAAGGGCAUACUUCAUCGAUGCUGUACAUAACUACCCGGCUGGUUGUAGCUGUCUUGCCAUUUGUGGUCCUAGGUUCAUCGAAUCCUUGAUCUUCACGAUCUACCCAACGACCUACAGGAUACCAUACAUUGAUCCCUCCGUCCGCAUCCUCGUUACCACCAUCCUUGGUGGUAUAUUUAGCAUAGGCGUCAUUAGCGGUCUUGCAUCCACCAUGAUAAUCCCACACGUACUCUGGGCUCCGGGAGCUACUACGUCUACUACUGCCCUCCCUGUUGGUCACAAGGAUGGAUGA
This is a messenger RNA of Serendipita indica DSM 11827, 954 nucleotides long. The record is from the annotation of a GenBank genome assembly. Lineage: Eukaryota; Fungi; Basidiomycota; Agaricomycetes; Sebacinales; Serendipitaceae.